AUGGGAUCAAGAGAUGAUAAUCUUCCAGUCAUAGAUUUCUCAACUUUUGAUCUCAAACCAGGAACCCCUGAAUGGGAGUCCACGAGAUCACUGGUCUCGAAAGCAGCUGAAGAAUACGGCUGCUUUCAGGCUGUCGUCAGGAAAUUUCCUGACGGACUUCAACCAGCCAUCAACCGAUCGCUGGGUGAAGUUUUCGAGCUGCCUCUGGAGGCGAAGCGUAGAAACGUCUCCGAGAAGCCUUUCCACGGCUACUUUGCUUCAUCGAAUGUCAACCCACGGUUCGAGAGCUUGGGUGUUGAUCAUCCUGAAACCUUCUCCAGGAUCGAAAAGCUGACCAGCACCCUGUGGCCGGAAGGAAACACAAACUUCAGAAGCAAAACAUUGCAUUCCUUCUGCGAUGAAAUCUCGAAACUCGAUCGAUUGGUGAGGAGCAUGAUCCUAGAGAGCAUCGGAGUCGACAAGUACCUGGAACAGCAUAUAAGCUCAACUUACUACACCUUCAGGAUGAUGAGGUACGAAUCCCCUGAAACAAUUGACAGGACUAUCAGGAUGAAGCCUCACACCGACAAGAACAUCGUCUGCAUCUUCCACCAGAACGAUAUCGACGGGCUCGAAGUGCAGGCCAGAGAUGGAGGGCUGUGGCUCCCAGCGAAUUUCGCUCCUGAUUCGUCUUUCUAUGUUGUAAUCGGGGAAUCUUUUCGGGCAUGGACGAAUGGUCGAUUGCAUUCUCCGUUACAUCGAGUUGUGAUGACAGGAGGGGAUGAUCACAAGGCGAGGUGCUCUGCUGGAUUGUUCUCAGUUCCAAGGGAUGGGCACAUCGUGAAAGCUCCAGAGGAGUUGGUUGAUGAGAAUCGGCCUCUGUUGUUUAGGCCUUUUGAUUAUGCUGAGUACCUGAAGCUAAGGUGUGCUGAUGUGGACAAGGCAGUUGUGCCUUCUCUUAAGGAUUAUUUUGGUGUAUGA
Molecule: messenger RNA, 960 nt
Organism: Linum tenue
Lineage: Eukaryota; Viridiplantae; Streptophyta; Magnoliopsida; Malpighiales; Linaceae
Source: the annotation of a GenBank genome assembly